AUGGGCGAAAAGCCAGAGCCUCAGGAGAUUGGUCCUUAUGAAGACCAUGGAGCAGAGAAAGCCUUUGUUGGUCCUGCUUCAGACCAUCUGGAGAAGCGCUACAGUCUCCUGUCCGUCAUUGCCUUCGCUUUCACGACGACCAAUUCAUGGGUAGCCUUCGCAUCAGGGAUUGCAGUCCCGUUAGCAUGCGGGGGAAGCCCCGGCAUAAUCUACGGCCUCAUUGUGGCAGGCAUCGUGAUCGGCACUAUUGCGCUAGGAUUUGCGGAAUUGGCUUCUGCAUUCCCAUCUGCCGGCGGUCAAUAUCAUAUUGUAUUCAUGGUCUUCCCGUCUUCAAUGCGGCGGGUUGCUGCGUUUUUCACGGGGUGGCUCUCCAUCAUCUAUAUCAUGGCCGCCUUAGUGUCCUGCAAUAUCUUCGUGGCAAGCUCGAUCCUGGACCUCGUUGCACUCUGGAACGAGACAUUUGAGAUCCACGCCUGGCAGACCUAUUUGCUGCAUGUGGCAUUGUGCCUCGUUGCGUUUUUCGUCACAUCCAGAUUCCCUUCGGCGAUUGGCCGACUUGGCAUUGCGAUCUUCUUCUUGUCUCUCGCGGGGUUUGUCGCCUCUCUCAUAACCAUUUUGGUCGUCCAUAAAGACAAGCAGUCCGGCGACGUGGUUUUCCGCGACUACGAGAAUACCAGUGGCUGGUCAGAUGGAUGGGGAAUGAUCAUUGGUAUCACCGCGUGUCUAUGGGCGUUUAGUGGUGUUGAUGGGCCGACGCACCUGGCUGAGGAAGUACCCAAUCCCAGCCGCAAUGUCCCCAUCGCCAUCGGGCUUGCCAUUGGACUCGGGUUCAUCACCGUUUUGGUGUGGAUUAUCGCGCUCAUGUUCGUCGUCAGUGAUGUCGAUGCCAUCAUCAACUCCCCCGUUCCCAUCCUGGAAGUAUACAACCAGGCCCUCGGAUCCAAGGUGGCUACCACUAUCUGGACCGUGUACUAUAUGGUCAUGUUCUACGAGAUUGUGCUGAACCUCUUCAUCUUCGGCGGCCGAACCAUCUGGUCCCUGUCUCGCGACGGUGGCCUUCCUUACUCCCAGUUCUUUUCCCGCCUCCAGUGGAACAGUCCAGUGCGUGGCAUCGCUCUGAUGCUUGUUCUUGAAGUGAUUGUCGGCAUUCUCUACAUUGUGUCGUCUGCCGCGUAUAGCAGUUUCAUCAACCUAACACUGUUCGCGCUGAAUAUCACGGUGGCAUUGCCCCAGGCUGCUCUGCUCUUCCGAGGUCGGGCCUCUCUUCCUGAGCGAGCCUUUUCGCUCGGGAAGUACGGAUUCGCUGUCAACCUUGUGGCGACUCUGUUUGUCAUUUUCUUCUCCAUCACCUUCUGUUUCCCAACCUUCAUGCCUGUGACGGCGUCAUCUAUGAACUACCUGGUUGUGGUCAUGGCGAUCGCCAUAAUCGUGCCGCUGGGGCUAUGGUUUGGAGGGCUGAACAAGAGCUUCACGGGGCCCCAGGAUAUCAUCGAGGUAUAA
Molecule: messenger RNA, 1500 nt
Organism: Penicillium chermesinum
Lineage: Eukaryota; Fungi; Ascomycota; Eurotiomycetes; Eurotiales; Aspergillaceae
Product: putative GABA permease
Exons: 1
Coding region: 1-1500 (499 amino acids)
Biological process (GO): transmembrane transport
Cellular component (GO): membrane
Molecular function (GO): transmembrane transporter activity
Source: RefSeq, a predicted model, not a curated record